This is a messenger RNA of Boleophthalmus pectinirostris (great blue-spotted mudskipper), 2588 nucleotides long. It is a transcript of the gene dnase2, whose product is annotated as deoxyribonuclease II, lysosomal. The record is from RefSeq and is a predicted model, not a curated record. Lineage: Eukaryota; Metazoa; Chordata; Actinopteri; Gobiiformes; Gobiidae. Gene Ontology annotation, biological process: apoptotic DNA fragmentation. Gene Ontology annotation, molecular function: deoxyribonuclease II activity.
GUGUCCGUGUGUCCGUGUGUCCGUGUGUCCGUGUGUCCGUGUGUCCGUGUGUCCGUGUGUGGAUCAGUCAGUUCGUGUCGUGUUGGAGUCGCUGGACGCGCUCAGAUGAAGCUCUCGGUGUUUCUGCCGCUGUUCCUCCUCCUGCCUCCAGGGGGCCUCAGCGCGGCUCCUGUCAGCUGCUACGACGACCGCGGGGCCCCUGUGGACUGGUUCUACGUUUACAAACUGCCCCGUGCGGUGGGCGGGGGGCAGGUGCGGGGGCAGGUGCGGGGGCAGGAGCAGGAGGAGGGGCUGAGGUACCUGCUGCUGGAGAAGGGCAGCGAGGCCUGGACAGAAGGCGCCACCAACAUCAACGACACCCAGGGAGCAGUGGGCAGAACGGUGGGACAGGUGUACGGAGACGGAGGCGGAGACGGACACGGACACAGACACAGACAGGUUUCUGACGUGGCCUACAUCCUCUACAACGACCAGAGUCCAGCGCCGGGGUCAGAGCGCCGACACUCGUCUGGACACACCAAAGGUGUGGUGGUCGUGGACGGACAGCGGGGCUUCUGGUUGGUCCACAGUACUCCUCACUUCCCUCCUCCGCAGCAGGUCGGUCGAUACUCGUACCCAGAGACGGGCCUCAAGAACGGCCAGAGCUUCCUGUGCGUCACUUACCCCCUGAAGAGCUUCGACACCAUCGGGGAGCAGUUGCACAUAAACCAGCCUCACGUGUUUGAUUGUCACGUCCCUGAUUCUCUGGCGUCGCUGGUUCCGUCGCUCGCCGCGUUGUGCCGAAAGUCCCGCCCUCCGCUUCUCCAGGCCCCGCCCCCUCUCGCUCCCGUGUCCAACCGCAGCGUCGUCCUGACGUCCAGCGGCGGCACGGAGUUCACCAGCUUCGCCAAAGGAGCCAACUUCAACAACGACCUGUACCACUCGUGGGUGGCUCCGGCCCUGGGGGGCCCUCUGCUGGUGCAGUUCUGGAUUCACUCGACUCGGGUGCUGCCGUCCGACUGCUCCGAGGGCGUCACCGUCCUGAACGUCCAGACUCUGUCCCCGGGCCCCGGCGCCAACUUCAGCACCGCCCUGGACCACUCCAAAUGGGCCGUGACGGGGGGCGGCGCCGGGGGGGGGUGGGCGUGCGUGGGCGACAUCAACAGGAACCAGGCGGAGGAACAGCGAGGGGGGGGCACCGUCUGCCUGAGGGACCCGCGCGUCUGGAAGGCCUACAGGAGCGCCGCGCUGGAGUGCCAGGACUGCAGCGGGCGCACCACCUCCUGCUGAGCCCAGGGACCCGCGGGGGUGACCUGUAUCAAAUCAAACCCAUAAAAUCUAAGUUUUAUUUGUAAUUGACUUUUUCACAUCGUCUGAAGUGUCUCGUUUGUAGAACUCACAUGUUUCUGUGUAAAUGUGUUUGAUCCACAAAAGAGAAACAUUCUUCAUGAACAAUUUGUCCACAAAUAUCAAGAGAAGAAAGAACAAAAGUUAAAGAAACAACGACGACACAACAAGAGUCACACAACAAACUCAACUCAUGUUCUGAUCCUGAACAAAACAGAAGGAACUUGUUCAGACUCGUUCUACUGUUAAUAUUAAAAAUAGAUUUGAUGAUGUGGAGAUUUGUAAAGAUCGAGACAUUUGUGAGUUUAAAUGUGACGCUUCUGAUCUCUUCAACAUCUCUAACAUUUCAUCUUUACUCACAUCUACAACUUUGACUGAAAUUCAUGAGCCGCAGGAAACUUCAGACGAUGUGAAAAAGUUCGAGAUGUUUGUUCUGUUCAGAUUUUCAGGAGAAAGUCUGAGUUUAAAUCAGGCUCAGCUCUGGGGUCACAUGACCUCUGGCCCCAACUCAGGUUUAGAGCAUUUUUAAAGUGAGAGGGUGAAACGAGGGGGGCCCCUGGGUGAAACGGGGGGCCCCUGGGUGAAACGGGGGGCCCUGGGUGAAACGGGGGGCCCCUGGGUGAAACGAGGGGGCCCUGGGUGAAACGGGGGGCCCCUGGGUGCACGGCUCCAGCGCUCACAGGAUCCUGUAGUGGCUCAUGUGGCUCUUUCUGUGCAGACUGUUUGUGUUUCUCUGUUUUUGACACAUUUUCUUCAUUUCUCUUGUGGAGUGUAGAGCAGUGCAGCGUUACUGCCCCCUGUGGGGCGGGAGUCGCCACAGCGACAAAGAUAUUUGAAAUAUGAAUUAAUAUAUUAAUAUAAUAUAAUCCUACAGAUUUAUCCAGACGAGCAACGUGAACAAAUGAACCACAAAGUAUUUUUGUCAUUUUCUAUUUUUAUAAGAUGUUUUAUAUUAAAGUUUUUUAUUGAGAGUUUGUGUCCAGAGAAAAGAAAGAUUAAAUUAAACUCUGAUGAUUUUUACAGUUUCUAAAACAGAAAUGUAUUUGUUUCUUUUUUAAAAAGAUGAACAUAGUUUUUUCUCGCCCUGAAUGUGUUUGAGUUCAGUAAAAGUCACAGUCCUGGUGGAUCUUCAAUCUGGACUCUGGACGUGUUUUACUGGAAAAGUAAAAAGUGUUGAUCUUAAUUCUCUCUUUUUCUUUUUUUUGCUUCUUUUGAAAGUUUCAGUGUUUUUGAUUCCAAAAAAUUAAAGGAUCUGUUCAGUC